This is a messenger RNA of Hydra vulgaris (swiftwater hydra), 1233 nucleotides long. RefSeq lists its product as uncharacterized. The record is from RefSeq and is a predicted model, not a curated record. NCBI's taxonomy places the organism in Eukaryota, Metazoa, Cnidaria, Hydrozoa, Anthoathecata, Hydridae.
AUGAAGGUGCUUAUUCGUUGGACAAUGAUGAAGAAUCAUGGAAACUUUUUGGCUUUGGUACAGCUCUUGGCCAAAUAUGACCCACUUUUAGCUUCUCAUCUCUCCAUGUGUCAAGAGAAAUCAACCAAAAGAAUAGAAAAAUUGAAGCGUCCAGGUAAAGCCGGCAGUAAAGGUCGCGGUGCUCUGGUUACGUUUUUAAGUAAGACUACUAUAUCAAAGCUUCUCAAUAUUAUGAAAAACAUGAUGCAGGAACAGAUUGCAAUGGAAGUAUCCAAAGCAAAAGUGUACUCCAUACAAGUUGAUUCUACACAAGAUAUAUCUGCAAUUGACCAAUUCAGCAUUGUGGUUCGCUAUGUUUUAAAUGCUACUGUGCAUGAACGGCUGCUUUCUAUUGUACCAAGCAACGACGGUACUGGCCAAGGCUUGUUCGAUCUCUUAAAUUUGACGCUACAGCGGCUUGGCUUUAACUUGAAAUACUGCCUAUCGGACAGCACUGAUGGUGCUUCAAGUUAUCAUGGCCAGUACAAUGGACUGCAACAAAAGAUUACAGAAGCUGCAGACCACCAUGUACAUACUUGGUGUUAUGGUCAUGUUCUCAACUUAGUUGUGAAGGAGGCAACCAGUUGCUGCAUUCAGGCAGUUUCAUUUUUUACCCUUUUGCAAAAUGUUUCAACAUUCAUAAAAGUGUCAUAUAAGCGAAUGGCAACAUGGAUUAAACUUGUUGAAACACAAAUUGGAAUGGAUAAGAUGAAAAGAUUGAAAUUGAUUGGUGAAAUAAGGUGGUCGGGUAAAUCAAAUGCUGCAACAGCGAUAUUUGGAACAUUUUCUGAGCCAUCUUCAACAGUGUUUGUCAAUUUAAUUUUAUGUCUGUCAUGUAUAAGCGAAUCAGAAAAUUUUGAUACAAAGACACGUCAUGAAGCUAAGACAUUGCUCAUGCCAUUCCUGAAAUUUGACACCAUUUUGACUGCCUUUACCUGCCUGCGAGUUUUUGAAAAAGUGAGACCACUUUCAAUAUACCUGCAAACUCGUGGAUUAAAUGUGUUGGUUGCAUUCAAGAUGGUGGAGAAGGCCGUAAUUGAAUUGAAAAGUCAAUCAAGACUUUUUGAUGAUGUUCAUAAUAACGCUCUUCAAUUUGUACGGAUGGCAAAUGCAAGUAUCAUUCAGAGAACUGAAACCAUAUUAGAGGUAAAGAACUACCAGCUAAACGAAAGCGGAAGACACCAACGAUGUUAG